AUGGCCAGUCUCAAGAAUAUCAUGAAUACCGAGGACGAGCCCGUCGAUCCACGAUCUGAGAGCCGUUCCGCUGACCUGACUUCAAGUUCACCCUCUGUCCACAGCUAUGUUACAUCCUUAAAUUAUCAGACACACUCCUCUUCUCAUAACAACCCUCAUGACCCAUCAGGAUCAUCCAAGUCGUCUUCUGUUAUUGAUCACUCAUCACCGACAACAACAACCGAUCUCAACAUGAACAACCGACGCCGCCGCAGCAACAUGAGCAUUGACUCUAAUGAAACACCUUAUGCUUCAGCCCAGCAUGCUUCAUCGUCAAACAGCCCUAUGAGGCCCUUUCCCGCUACAGCGAGCGGCGAGUCGCAUGUCAGGUUGACCCCAAUUACCAGAAAGAUUAGCAAGGCAAAGAAAGGUGUACUGGUUCAUAAUUGCGACCAGUGUCCCAAGACGUUCUCUAGAGCAGAACACUUGAGACGGCAUCAGCUCAGCCAUUCACCUCCCGAUUUGUAUUGCCCCAUCCGUGGUUGUAACAAGACCUUCCACCGCAAAGACCUUCUUGACCGACAUGUUCAGAGACAUGAUCAAGAUACCAUGGAUAUUGCUGAACCAGAACGCCCUUCUAUACAAGGCAGUUCAAGGACACAUGCACUGUCCCCUGCGGAAGCUACACGACCUAAACCUAUCGAAGCUUACAACGACCAUCGAACAUUGGCUCCUGUUAACAACAACUCCAAUGUCCCUGGAGCUUGGCCAUCAAUGGUUUCUCCCCCCAACUUAAACCACAACUUCAAGACAGAGCCUAGUAUAAACAGACAAGGUAGUUACACAGACAACUACGUGUUAGGCCCUGAUCUAUCAACAUCAUAUAAUAGUUUCAUGCCGAACAAUCCUGAGCAACCAAGAAGCAUACCGGAUAUGCCGAUAUUGCCGACUCUACCAGAGAGUGCAACUCCGGACCUACACUGGCAAGAUAGUUCCGCAACAACAAGCGCCUUCUCAACUCCUCCGAAUAACACGAGAACUCACCAGUAUCCUGCACCGGCUACGAACGGACCUUGGAUAGACCCAGUGUCGGCUUACCAGAGCACUCCGAACGGUAUACCAAGUAUGGACCAUGCCACAUAUCCUGGCUCAUACACGUACACUCCGCCACAGGUCUACACUCCUGUUUUUAGCAUGGGUCUCCCUUUACCUGGAUAUUCCGAAGACACUACUUUCAGUACUGUCGAUCAAAUUCCUACUUCUACAGUUCGUAGCGUGUCCCCUUUAUUGGCUGUUCCUCAAUCUGAGACCUUGUUAGCUGUUCCAUCGCUACCAACUUCAAGCGGGGCUUUCGAUCUGGCCAGCUGCAGCUCUGGGACUUCAGGAGGAAACGGCUUGCUAAGCACCCAAGACCUGAUGCCACUUUCCCUUUCGUCUGCUGCUAGUGAAGCAAUUCCAAGGUAUCUCGAGGUCUAUUGGGAUCAAGUUCACCCCAGAAAGCCUAUCAUUCAUAAGCACACAUUCCAAGACGUCCCUGAAGAGGAGACAGAGCAUAAACAUGUGCUACAAUGUGCUAUGGCUGCAUUGGCAACACAAUUUAUCCCCAACGCAGAUGACCGCAUGAAGGGGGCGGAGCUUCAUGCCUAUGCCUGGCAAAAGUCCAAAGUGUUUACACACUUUGAAAAGUGGUCAAUACCAGUCCAGCAAACGAUUGCACUAUGCGAGUACUACGCACGCUUCCGCGGUAGAAAGUCACAUUCGCACCAACCCUCUGCUCGGUUCACUUCACUCUAUAACAGGGUCAUUAGUGAUCAACUCACUUCGGCUUCUCGUCCCUCCAUCAGAGAUGGGCACCAAGCUUGGAUAGCAUGGAUUGCCACAGAAUCAAGACGACGGUUAUUGGCAGCCUGCUUCCUGCUCGAUGUACAUAGCUCUUGGUAUCACGAACGCCAAUACAGUUCUGUCAUCGGUUUGGAUUACUCUUCCCCGAGCACUCUCCCAAUUCCGCUUACAGCUACAACGAUAAAGGCUUGGGAAGCCCAAGAUCUUCAAUCAUGGUCAAAAUUACAGACGAUAAGAGCUCCCAAAACCAUUUCUAGCACGAACCUGGGGGUACUAUCUGCUUCUGAUAUAGCAUCUGGCCCAGAUUUUGAUGCGGCAGUUUUACUUGCCGUAUACUCAUUGUUCCUUCCACGGCGCCAGAGCCCACCACAUAUUAGUCUCGUGGAAGAUGCAGCAAAGUUUCAGUUAAAUAUGUUUCCCAUUUCAAAAAUAUCCCCUGAGUCGGCCAUUGCCAGCACCUAUCUGGCAUUGCACCAUACACCCCUAUAUUAUCUGCUAUCAGUAUCUGGCAAGAGCUGGGUGUUUAACAAAAAGGUGACUGACUCGGACUUGUUUACGGAACAUCAGAAGCUUGUUGAAAAAUGGAGAAUUUCAGGCACGGCUUCAAUAGCAACAGUAUUUGCUGCGCGGGCGUUGAAGAUCUUCUUUAACAUGCAGUGCUCGCCCAGCCAAGCAGAAUGUAACAGAGGGGAGGGUUGUCAGACAAAGACAACACCCUUGUCCGACAUAUCAGAUUAUUGGGGCAUAUAUGUCUGCGCUUUAAUCUGUUGGGCUUUCGGUACAGCAGAGGAGCAAGACAAACCUAGAAAAGGCGUGACACAAAAAGCUACGAAGGAAUGGAUUCUAAGGGUUGCGUCUCAAGAGCCAUCUGAGGUACAAACGCAAAGUGGCCGCAACGGGGCUCGAGGAGUUGUCGGUCUUGUUAGGCAAAUGCUGUCGACCGAGUGUUUAGGAGGAGGGAACAUUCUUUUUGCCGAUGCCAUAAACGUGUUGAUACGACUAGAGGAGGAAAUUGCUGGGAACUGUUGA
Messenger RNA from Fusarium venenatum, 2850 nucleotides. The record is from RefSeq and is a predicted model, not a curated record. Lineage: Eukaryota; Fungi; Ascomycota; Sordariomycetes; Hypocreales; Nectriaceae.